This is a messenger RNA of Chrysochloris asiatica (Cape golden mole), 978 nucleotides long. It is a transcript of the gene DUSP2, whose product is annotated as dual specificity phosphatase 2. The record is from RefSeq and is a predicted model, not a curated record. Gene Ontology annotation, biological process: negative regulation of MAPK cascade; protein dephosphorylation; endoderm formation. The transcript is spliced from 4 exons. Gene Ontology annotation, cellular component: cytoplasm; nucleus. NCBI's taxonomy places the organism in Eukaryota, Metazoa, Chordata, Mammalia, Afrosoricida, Chrysochloridae. Gene Ontology annotation, molecular function: protein tyrosine/threonine phosphatase activity; MAP kinase tyrosine/serine/threonine phosphatase activity. Bases 4 to 948 code for a protein of 314 amino acids.
GCCAUGGGGCUGGAGGCUGCAUGCGAGCUGGAGAGCGGCGCACUAGGCGCGCUACUGCGGGAGCCGCGGGAAGCUGAGCGCACGCUGCUGCUGGACUGCCGGCCCUUCCUGGCCUUCUGCCGGCGCCACGUGCGAGCGGCAAGGCCAGUGCCAUGGAACGCGCUGCUGCGGCGCCGUGCGCGCGGCCCGCCUGCCACCGCCCUCGCUUGCCUGCUGCCUGAUCGCACGUUGCGGGCGCGCCUGGCCCGCGGGGAGCUGGCGCGGGCCGUGGUACUGGAUGAGUGCAGCGCCUCAGUGGCCGAGCUGGGGGCCGAUAGCCCGGCGCACGUGCUGCUUACCGCACUGCUGCACGAGACCCACGCAAAGUCCACAGCCGUGUGCUUCCUGCGAGGAGGCUUCGACAACUUCCAGGUCUGCUUCCCAGAUCUGUGCUCUGAGUCCCCUGUUCAGGCGCUUCCACCAAGUGGACCCGAAAGCAGCCGCCCAGACCCCAGGGCUCCCUUCUAUGACCAGGAUGGUCCUGUGGAGAUCUUGCCCUACCUCUACUUAGGCAGCUGCAGCCACUCAUCAGACCUGCAGGGCCUACAGGCAUGUGGCAUCACAGCCGUCCUCAACGUCUCUGCCAGCUGCCCCAACCACUUUGAGGGCCUUUUUCGCUAUAAGAGCAUCCCUGUGGAGGACAACCAGAUGGUGGAGAUCAGUGCCUGGUUCCAGGAGGCCAUUGGCUUCAUUGAUUCUGUCAAGAACAGCGGAGGCCGGGUGUUGGUGCACUGCCAGGCUGGCAUCUCGCGUUCUGCCACCAUCUGCCUAGCUUACCUGAUACAGAGCCGCCGUGUGCGGCUGGACGAGGCCUUCGACUUUGUUAAGCAACGCCGAGGCGUCAUCUCGCCCAACUUCAGUUUCAUGGGGCAGCUGCUGCAGUUUGAGACCCAAGUGCUGUGCCACUGAGGCAGGGUUUCCUCUGCCUGCUUGUCCCAC